Molecule: messenger RNA, 1384 nt
Organism: Dentiscutata heterogama
Lineage: Eukaryota; Fungi; Glomeromycota; Glomeromycetes; Diversisporales; Gigasporaceae
Source: the annotation of a GenBank genome assembly
GACUGCGGUCGCUCAUAUGACCCUGAUCGGUGGCAAACUUGGGGACUGCGGUCGCUCAAGUUUGGAAGUCUGGGGACUGCGGUUGCUUGGACCUAAACCACUCCUCCCCAAUCGUUUCGAGCUAAUUCGUAAAAUGAGCUCAUUACAAUCACUGUUUUCUCUUUAUAAGCAAAAGUGCGUCACGAAAUAUCAAGGAGGUAUCGCUAAAGUUACCAACGCGGAAGUUGAUAAGUGGGCUGAAGAAUCGGGAGAACCUUCAGUCCGCAGAUCGCCUCGACCAAUGAAACGCGUUAACUACGCUGAAGAUAAUUCAGACGAAGAGAGGAAGAUGAGGAGAGUAAAUAGUACUGCUCAUUCGCAAUCGACGGAAUCUCCACAACCUAGAACCCCACCGCAAGCUCCUCGGGUUUUAACUCCAUUGAAAACAACACCGAAUAAGCGACCGCGGAAUAAAGAGGAAAUUCAGCGAUAUUCCGAAGAUAUCUCUAUUAUAUGUGCUUUUGAUAAAUCUGUUUCGGAGUUGACCUUAGAAAUCGGCGAGGAGCUUGUCAUUGAGCUAUCCUCUAUUCGUGACAUCAAUCCUGCUGUGUGGUCGGAUGCUCUGGAAAAAUACGUUGAUACUUCUCUUAAAGAAACUGGAAAAAAAUUCAAAACUGCAAUUCAGGUUGAAGUUCUGAAUGAACCAUUUCGGUUAUAUUGCGAAAAAGUUCUUCUUGAUUUUUAUAAUCUUGUUGAUGUAAACUCUACAAUGGACCGAAAUAUAGGCGAACGGAAAUUUAUUACAUAUCAAAUCUCAUCGAUUUUAAAAUUUUAUGAGAGGACGUUUUUGAAUCUUAACUUCGAUUGGAUUGAAAGCCAUGCAUCUUCGGCAAAAAUAACAAAAUCCGCAACAAAUUCAGGCAUAGUUAAAGUAGAUUCAAAGGCAACUCGGUAUUCAGAUGGACAAGAAGUUUGGCAUAUGGAAGUGGCCGGUGGACCGUGCAAAACAACAGACUUACAUACCCUUGGUGAUACGAAAAAAACUAUGCGAAUGGAUGUUUUGAAUUUAAUUGGAAUUUUACGAAAUCACUUUGAUUGUGACAUAAAACUCGCCACUAAAAUCAAAGUGUUCUGUACUCAGGUGAUCGGUACACGAAUGACUCUCUAUGCAUUGAAUAUGCUCCCGGAUGGAAGAUUUCUUUCUACGGAACUUGCUACAGCUUUAAUCCCUUUCAGCUUCAAUGGUCGAAAUCAAUAUAAAGCUCUUCUCAGAAUGAUGGCUAUCUUUCAUGAUGAGAUAACAAAACAAGAAGAACUAAUGGGCGAGAUUGAACGAUCUGUACUUCGAUCUAAAGGAACAACAGUUCGUCAUGUAUUAAAGAUUCCCGAUGAAUUGUUUAAGUGA